This is a messenger RNA of Ambispora leptoticha, 510 nucleotides long. NCBI's taxonomy places the organism in Eukaryota, Fungi, Glomeromycota, Glomeromycetes, Archaeosporales, Ambisporaceae. The record is from the annotation of a GenBank genome assembly.
AUGAAAAGAAGUCUGCCUGCUCCUGACUUAAUUUACCGCUUUCCAAACUCUAUGAUCUUCCUACCAUUGACCUUGAGAAGUAAAGUGACGAUCAACAAAAGUCCACCUAAGUUGCCUCCAGCUCCGACUAGGCCCGAGAUAGCACCGACUAUCGGUGGGUUAACGAAAGGGACGAUACCAAAUGUGGUGCCGGCGCAUGCCUGGAAAGAUGAUUUGCAUUCGUACUUCCGACAGACGACUACUAAACAUUUGUGUCGUCCAGAAUCGGCAGGGAACAAAGGCAGCGCCGAGGAAGCCAAUAAAGAAACGUAUGAUUAUCAGACUGGUUGCACUCCUGCGAGUCUGGGUCCGACAAGCAUACGGAAGAGAACGGUAGUGGUGACUGAGGCUAUGUUGGAGUUAUUAACGUCGGUUAGACUAAGGCUGAGAUCUUUUCUUAUUGUUGGCAUCAGUGGUGAAAUAGCGAACCAGCCAGUGAAGGUGACAUUAAAAGAGAGUCAUGAGAAGUGA